AUGGAAAGGUAUGAAAUUUUAAAUAAAAUAGGUUCUGGUAAUUUUGGUGUGGCCAAGCUUGUCCGAGAUAUAUCCACCGGUGACCUAUACGCAGUCAAGUAUAUCGAGAGGGGCAAAAAGAUUGAUGGACUUGUUCAAAGGGAAAUCAUGAACCACAGAUCCUUAAACCAUCCGAAUAUCAUAAGAUUUAAGGAGGUGUUGCUCACCCCAACUCACCUAGCCAUUGUGAUGGAAUAUGCUGCAGGAGGAGAGCUUUUCGGACAAAUUUGUAAUGCCGGGAGAUUCAGCGAAGACGAGGCAAGGUUUUUCUUUCAACAGCUGAUAUCUGGAGUGAGUUACUGCCAUUCCAUGCAAAUUUGCCACCGUGAUUUAAAGCUCGAAAACACGUUGUUGGACGGAAGUCAACCGCCUCGUCUCAAAAUAUGCGACUUCGGAUAUUCUAAGUCGUCGUUAUUCCACUCUCAACCUAAAUCGACCGUUGGAACUCCCGGAUAUAUUGCACCGGAGGUUUUUUCGAGAAAAGAAUACGAUGGCAAGAUUGCAGAUGUUUGGUCAUCUGGGGUUACAUUAUAUGUAAUGUUAGUUGGUGCUUAUCCAUUUGAAGAUCCUGAUGAUCCACAUAAUUUCAAGAAAACAAUUAAUAGAGUACUCACUGUUCAAUACUCAAUCCCAGACUAUGUUAGAGUAUCAAAGGAAUGCAUAAAUUUAAUGUCUCGAAUAUUCGUUGCUGAUCCCGAAAAGAGAAUAACCGUUGCGGAAAUUAAAAACCACCCUUGGUUUCUAAAGUCUGCAGAAUUAAUCGAAGGAGAAGAAUUAGCUAGUUCGAAAUUCGAGAUAAAUACGCUUCUCAAAGUACUGGAGGAAGCAUUGGCUGUAAUAGAAGAGGCUAAAAAAACGGGAGACGGCUCGAAAACGAGCCGUCUUUUUGUCGGAGGGAGUAUGGAUUUUGAUGAACUUGAUAGUGAUGAAGAAGAUGUAGAUGAUAUUGAUACAAGUGAAGAUUUUGUUUGUGCAUUAUAAGGUUCGAUUUUGUUAUCAUAAUUAAAUCCAUCAUUGUAAGAAAUAACUUGUUUUUAUUUGUAAAUAUCCAAGUAUUAUCAUUUAUU
Messenger RNA from Erythranthe guttata (spotted monkey flower), 1106 nucleotides. Its product is annotated as serine/threonine-protein kinase SAPK2-like. The record is from RefSeq and is a predicted model, not a curated record. Gene Ontology annotation, biological process: protein phosphorylation. Lineage: Eukaryota; Viridiplantae; Streptophyta; Magnoliopsida; Lamiales; Phrymaceae. Gene Ontology annotation, molecular function: protein serine/threonine kinase activity; ATP binding.